AUGCAAAAACGUUAUAGAAAAAUUCAUCAAAUUUUAAAUACACAUAAAGAAUUAAUAAUUCAUUUACAAAUUUAUCUCAAAUCAAUCGAUCAAUCUAGAUCAAUAAUUAAUAUAUUUGAUAAAGAAAAAUUAAAAAUUUUACGUAAUUUUAAUUCUAUAUCAGAUUCUUCUCAUCUUAAAUAUACAAUAUUUGAUGAAAAUAAACAAUAUUCAAUGCGUGAUAUUUCAAAAACAGAUACUUUCUUUUUAUGGCUUAAAUUAAUUAGAAGUGUUUUACAAAAAGUUCAUCACACACAUAAUACAAUGAAAGAAAUGUUAGAUGAAUGUCGAGAUUAUUAUAAAGAUAAUAUUGAAGAAUUAAAUAAAAUAGAAGAGUUUAGUAAAAAGUAUAAAAGUGAAAAUGCUAUUCAUUGGUAUACAACACCAACAUUUGUUUCAAAACUUAUUAAUAAAGCAUUACGAACCGAGGAUUUUCGUGCACUUUAUAUUUGUCGAGCUUAUAUUGCUGAUUUAUCUGAACAACUACAUAAAGAAUAUGAACAAUAUAAACAAUUAUUAAUUGAAUUUGAACAACCAUUAACUCAAUGGAUUGUUUAUCAUGGUCGAACAAUGUCAAAAGAAGAAAUAGAUAUUUUAUGUAGUAAAAAAAAUCAAUUAAUAUCAUUAAAUGGAUUUUGA
Molecule: messenger RNA, 678 nt
Organism: Rotaria sp. Silwood2
Lineage: Eukaryota; Metazoa; Rotifera; Eurotatoria; Philodinida; Philodinidae
Source: the annotation of a GenBank genome assembly